AGUCCGCGCUCACUCACUCUCCCAGUCAGUGUGCACUGUGCAGCCGCUGCUGCAUGGCCAGCCUCCGGGCAUAGACGGAUACAGACAUUACUCCCCGCGCCUUUUGCAUUGCAAUUAUAUCUGCUUUGAUUGAUCAAGACACACUAUAUCCCUGCUGGUUUCGCGACACUUUUUCCACCCUGAGAGAAAACACCAGGUGUGACCUUGGUGACCUGGGUUUGUUUGGCCUAACUUUCCCAGCAGCACAAGGAAUAAUUUUCUUACAAAUCAUCCUAAACACAGACUCUGAGUCCAACAAGAGACAGCUGUUUGGCACUAUCCAGGGAUGGUAGAUAACUCUCCAGUUAGCAAGGGGACUUUUCUUCUCUCCAGCGGCGCUCCACACCCCUACCGGCUGUCUGACAUGGUGACAGACCUGAGCUCCUACCAGGUGAUGCCGUCACCGUUUUCGGAGGACGACCUGAGCGAGUCAUCCAGCCCCCGUUCCUGUUCCAGCCCGGACUCCCAGGUGCUCAGCUCCAGCUACGGCAGCAACUCUAGUGCUGAGAGCCAGGACAGCAUUCUGGAUCACCUGCUGUCCCAGGCGUCUUUAGGAGGUGCCAACAGUAUGCUGGCAGGGUCUGAGGCACCUAUAGCAUUAUCCACUUUCUUGUGGGACUCAAGGAGAGAUGAGCCCUCCAAACACGAGCCCGUAAAGGAGGAACAUUUUGACUUCCUAACCUGGUCCACUGUGGAGACAGAGGAACAACUUGUAGGGUCCUUCCAGCCCACACUGGAAGAGAUUGAAGAAUUCCUGGAGGAGAAUAUGGAGGUGGUAACAAUGAAGCAGGAAAUCCGAGAGGGUUGUCCGGGGUUGGGAGUGGGACUGGAAGAGGCUCUUGGUCUAGAAGUUGGCUUGGAGUGGUGCACGGACACCUCCCCUGAGCCUAAGCUAGAGCCAGAGGCCACUGCUGCCCCCAGUGCGACCAAAACUACAUCAGUUAACCACACGCAUGAAUCCAGCACAGGAGCCAAGAAGGCAUUAGCCAACAACACUUCAUCAGCAGACAGUGGCACAAACAGUAGUGGGAUGCCGGUCAUCCUACAGAUUCAGCCUCUUGAGAUCAAGCAGGAGCCCACAGUAGCGCCUCUUACCCCAAUAGCCCAGCCUCCACCGCCUGCCCCAGCCUCAGACAUCAAAAUUGCACAGCUAUUGGUCAACAUCCAAGGUCAGACCUUUGCCCUGGUGCCCCACAUCCUGCCCUCUCCCAGCCUUAACAUCUCCUCCAAGUUUGUCCGCAUUGCUCCCAUCCCCAUUGCAGCCAAGCCUCUUGGGCUCGGGGAUUGCUCAGCCAGCCAGGGCUCAGGGGUUCUUCUUGGAGGUCAAAAGUUCCAGAAGAACCCAGUGGCGGAUCUUAUCAAAAUGCACAAAUGUACUUUUCCUGGCUGCACCAAGAUGUACACCAAGAGCAGCCACCUGAAGGCCCACCUGAGAAGGCACACGGGGGAAAAGCCUUUUGCCUGCAGCUGGCAGGGCUGUGGAUGGAGGUUUUCCCGGUCGGACGAGCUGUCUCGACAUCGGCGUUCCCACUCAGGUGUCAAGCCUUACCAGUGUCCAGUUUGUGAGAAGAGGUUUGCCCGCAGUGACCACCUGUCAAAACACAUCAAAGUCCACCGAUUUCCACGAAACAGACGGACAAUUUGCUCAGCCAACUGAUGCGCCGCUGGGAUCACUGGGAAUACUGGGAUCACUAUCAUACAGACACAGGCCAUAGAGGCAUGGUGCGAGUGUGAACGUACGGGUGUGUGUGUAAAUGUUUGCACCAUCAUCAUGCCAGUUUGCAUAUGUGAGUGGAAGUCUGUGCAGUCUGUGAUUGUUCUAAUUUAUUGUACAAGUAAACCAACACAGUUACCAUCCUGUCUGUAAUCAGCUGAAGGUUGUUGCUGUUGCUGCAUUGGUAUCCUGUACUCCUUAUGUUUGUUCUGUCCUUAUCGCUUGUCACAGCACAAGAUAAGAUAAGCUUAUUUUCAUUCAGUCUGGAUUAUGUGAUAGCUUUGGUAAUAGCCUUCCAUGUCCAUUCUACCUGGAUCAAAACAACUGCCUUUUAUCUUCCUAAAAGCUGCCAGUGUCUUGGACGUUCCUCAUCUUAUGUAAUGUUUAGGACGUCACUGGGAGUUACCUCAGAUCCUCAUUAGCUACCAGUUACUGGUAGUUUCUCUUCCUGGGGUCCACAGAAGUUUCUCCCUGUGGGGUUUUCUCUGAUAGCUUUGUCCUAGUUUUUGCUGCCGUGCACCACAGUUUAAUCAUAGCUGAAGAGUACCUUUACUAUUCAACUGGGCUUUGAUCCACAGGGAGAGAAACCUCACGACCAACUACCUUGUUAAGCCUGCUUGGACAUGAGGAGAAUGGAAGAGAAACACAAGAAAUCCAAAAGUGAAAUGCAACUAAAGUGUUUAGUACAGCACAGUGGUUGUUCAAUUUUGAUCAGUGUUUAAUGAUCGUUGUUUUUUUAUGAAGCUGAGUCAUGUGUAUUUACUUGCUGGUUUUGAUCUGUAUCACUGUUGCCUUACUGUACCUCAGAAUCCUUGCUGGAGAGCCAAAUGGUUUGGGAAAUCAGGCUCUUCAGUGAUCCAUAUUUUAAAAGGGUGUUAAAGGGUAACUACCAUUUUUUUCAACCUAAAGUAUGUCCUAUGUUUUUGUGUCUAAUUGGCUG
Perca flavescens (yellow perch) is the source of this 2693-nucleotide messenger RNA. RefSeq names its product Krueppel-like factor 15. The transcript has 3 exons. Gene Ontology annotation, biological process: regulation of transcription by RNA polymerase II. Gene Ontology annotation, molecular function: RNA polymerase II cis-regulatory region sequence-specific DNA binding; DNA-binding transcription factor activity, RNA polymerase II-specific. The record is from RefSeq and is a predicted model, not a curated record. NCBI's taxonomy places the organism in Eukaryota, Metazoa, Chordata, Actinopteri, Perciformes, Percidae. The coding region runs from base 326 to 1696 and encodes 456 amino acids.